Trichophyton benhamiae CBS 112371 is the source of this 852-nucleotide messenger RNA. RefSeq lists its product as uncharacterized. The record is from RefSeq and is a predicted model, not a curated record. The coding region runs from base 1 to 852 and encodes 283 amino acids. Lineage: Eukaryota; Fungi; Ascomycota; Eurotiomycetes; Onygenales; Arthrodermataceae. The transcript has a single exon.
AUGGACGAUUACGUCGAGUUUUUCCCCUGGUUAGAAGGAGAAAGGAUAUUUUCUAGCCUAGGAAGAGCUGUUGUAAAGCGUCGUCGACAGGAUGGAGAGGGCUUUGAAGUUGCAAAAGUUGGGGCUGUGAAUGAAAACGAGAUCGCGGUUCUUGACCAUAUCUCGAGAUGUACCACGGUCAAAACGGCGAAACUGCGUGGAGUGAGCAUAGUUCGCGAAAACUCGAUAAUGAUUAUGGAUUUCCUCCCCGGAAAAAGGCUUGACUCCGUCUGGAAAAGCAUGAAUGGUGACGAUAAAGAGUAUCUGAAAACCCAGAUCCAGGAACAAGUUGUCCUCCUGAGACAAUGCUCAAUCGACUAUGUUGGUGGCAUUUCCCAUAACCGCUACGUCCGAGAUCCCUAUCGCCCAUUCAAGGGGGAGUUUUGCGGGCCAUUUCAUACUGAAGCGGACUUUGACAAACACAAGGUCUCCCUGCUAGGUGCGCGGGAUCCUGCGGCAGCAAAGGCCCUGGAGGAGAAACUUGACGCGCUUCGCAAGCCAGCAUCUAAACCUCGCUUCGUACUCACUCAUGGCGACCUCUGCCCACAUAACAUACUUGUCCAGAAUGUUGGGGAAGGAAAUGAUACUGAAUGGCGUAUUACGGGAAUCAUCGAUUGGGAAAGAAGCGGAUUUUUUCCUGACUACAUGGAGUAUACAAUCGCUAUGACAAGUGAAUUUCACGAUCCAGAGUGGAAACAAUUUUUGAAUGAGGUCUUCAGCGGGAUUGGAUUACAAUGUUCCCCCCAGAGAGUCGAGGCGGAGGCACUGGCUGUGGAACGGUUAUUUGGGGAGGUUACUUACUUCGGGCACUAG